Molecule: messenger RNA, 403 nt
Organism: Lucilia sericata (common green bottle fly)
Lineage: Eukaryota; Metazoa; Arthropoda; Insecta; Diptera; Calliphoridae
Exons: 5
Coding region: 37-345 (102 amino acids)
Source: RefSeq, a predicted model, not a curated record
GCAAAUUAUAGUAAAGAACCCCAAAAACCGAAUACUAUGAACUUUAACAAAUAUUUUGCCAUUUUCAUAAUAGUGAUCUUGGGACUUUUGUGUCAACAUGCUGCCCAGGGUCAUAGUAUUUUUGGAGAUCUGAAACGUGAUGUGGCAAGAGAUGCCCAUGAAGUUGACGAAAAAGUGGACAAUAUUAAGCAUAAAGCGGAAAAUGAUGUUCACAAAGCGGGUCAUAAAAUAGAAAAAGUGGCCAAGAAAGCUUAUAAAGUUUAUAAAGUUGUUCAAGAUGUUGAAACCGCUGGAAAGGUUAUAGAGGUCGCUGGUGCUUUGGUUCAUGUAGCUGAAAAAUUGUAAACUUAUUUCGAAGAAGUUUGUGAAGAAUUUUUUAAAUAAAUACUUUGUUUAAUAUAAA